Molecule: messenger RNA, 493 nt
Organism: Chilo suppressalis (striped riceborer)
Lineage: Eukaryota; Metazoa; Arthropoda; Insecta; Lepidoptera; Crambidae
Source: the annotation of a GenBank genome assembly
CUGCUGGCUGCAGCGAUCAACACUGUUAAAUUAAAAUUUUCUAAUUUUUACAGCAACUUUGUUAACAAUAAUUUAAUAUAUAUACUGAAAUAUCAUAACACUAACUACAAUGGGUCAAUCCAUGGGUUCCUUUGGGGCGCGAAACGUAGAUCUUUACAUGAACGAUAAUCCAACUUUCGAUCCCCAAACUGGCUUUUCCUUUGAAAGAAAACCAAGAGAAAUGAAGGCUCGUGAAGAAGAUCUGAUAUCAGCUAGGAUACCACCACAGUUUAGGGAUUAUUGUGCACAUUAUUUGCUGGACUACCAAGUGUGUCGUUAUAAGAAUAUGCCAAUGCUUUAUAAAUGUGCACAUGAAAAGCAUGACUACUUAAACUGUGAACAUCAAGAUUAUGUACUCCGCAUGAAAGAAUUUGAACGUGAACGUCGUCUACGCCUCAGAGAACAGCGUAUAGUUGGCGCAGCUUGAAGGUCAUGUCAAAACAUGUUAUACUAG